This is a messenger RNA of Chara braunii, 12944 nucleotides long. The record is from the annotation of a GenBank genome assembly. Lineage: Eukaryota; Viridiplantae; Streptophyta; Charophyceae; Charales; Characeae.
UUGCGGCCAUCAUUUUUGUCAGGCAACUUCUUGCGGUCGUGGAGCUAGCGAGAAUGAUUAUCAUCUGUUUGCUUUGUUGCAAUGGUGAGUAUUAGGUACAACACUAGUAGCUAUAGAGGAAGCAGCAGCAUUAACAGCGGUGGGUUGAAGAUGGACGGAGUGACCAUGAUGUCUGUGGCCCAACCAGGAGCCAUGCCAGGGAUGGAUGUCAAGUGCUGCAGUGAGUCUCCAAAAGCAUUGAAAGAAGAUAUCUGCUCUUUCAGUUUGGGAGAUUCAAGCGAGCGGCUGGAGGAUAGCCGGAAGCGGAAAGGAUGGAGUGACGAUGAUGAUGACGUUGUGCACAAGAUGCCCAAGUACAAUGUCUAUGAAGAUGGGGUGACGGGAGGAGGGGCGUUGAUGAGCACCAAGGACAUGCUGUUGGAUUCAGAUCCAUUGUCGAACAUCAAGUUCGAUUUUGGGGAGGAGAAGAUUUACGAGGACGUAAGUCCGCGCGAUCCUAGCAUGUAUUUUGCCACGGAGACCGUGAUGAUGGAGCAGGAAAGGCGACAGCAAAGCCCAGGGAUGAAGUCCGUGGGUGGGAUGGAAGAGGAUUUUCUGUUUGGAAGAGGGAUGAGAACGGUAGAUGUAGAUUGUAGUCCUUCGUUUGGUGCCAAGCACAGUGCCUACACACCCGGUGAGAUGAUUCGGUGGAGCUCGUUGGAGCUGAAAAUGCCUUGGGAAGAAGAAAAGACAUUUGUGAUGCAGGAUGCAGGAAAGUUGCCACAGUCAGGCGAGCUCGAGGAUAACAGUCCCAUAGCAGAAGAACGAGGCGAGGAACCAUGUCUCGAUGUCGAUCCGGACAUGGAUGCUGAUGAUGUGCCUGAAGUUCUGACAGGUUUUGACGAUAAGGAUGCAGACAAAGAUCACAUUAACAGGGAACCAGAGCACGGUUGGGGUCUGCCGUUUGACGUGGGCGAUGAGGUUGAAUCUAGGUCCUUUCAACAAGGGUUCCGUGGGGCAUGGUUUGAGUGCAAGGUUGUGAAGAAGGAAAUAUGGCAGGGCCGAAGGCGGGCCAAGUUGUCCUACAAAGAUUUUUCUGCCGAAGGUGAGCACUGGGUCUGUGUCUAUCAGGUAAAUCACACGAUCCGCAAGAAUCAGGACAAACAGAGGAAGGAGCUGAUGAUUCGUCCAAAGCCACCACCUCAAGUACUUGAAGGGAACGAGGACAGCCUAGCUGGCAUGCAAGGCAUGGCUGUGAUUGCAAAGCCAAAAUGGGAGGUUGGAGACUUGGUCGAUGCUCGGAUCGACUGGUGCUGGUGGACUGGGCGAGUGAAGAAACUCAACCCGGAUGGCACACUUGUGGCAGAGGUGGACAUGAGGUCGUCGGAGGAGGACAUGAAGUCGUCGGAGGUGGAGGAGAAGUGGCGGAGGCUGAGAGGAGAUGGCGGGAGGAGGCGGACGGGACGUGGAACUGGCAGAGAGGAGAUGGUGGGAGGAGGCGUACGAGAGGUGGGCGGAGGCAGAGGAGAAGCGACGGAGCGGAGAGGGAAGAGAGGAGCUGGCGGGAGGAGAUGGACCGGAGGAGAUGGCGGGAGGAGGCGGACGGGAGGUGGCCGAGGCGGAGGAGAAGUGGCGGACGUGGAGAGGAGAUGGCGGGAGGAGGCGGACGGGAGGUGGCCGAGGCGGAGGAGAAGUGGAGGAGGUGGGGAGGAAAGAGAGGAGAUGGCGGGAGGCGGGGAGGAAAGAGAGAGAGGAGAUGGCGGGAGGAGGCGGAUGGGAGGUGGCGGAGGGGGGGAGGAAAGAGGGAGAGGGAAUGGCAGGAGGAGGCGGGAGGGAGGACGGCGGAGGCGGAGGAGAAGUGGCAGAGCGGAGAGGAAAGAGAGAGAGGAGAUGGCACGGAGGCCGAGGGGAGAUUGGCGAUCCCAAUGGGGGGAGGGAGGUCGGCAGAGGCUGAGGGGAGGCAGCAGAACGAAGGCCAGAGCAGAGGGAGGCCUAGGCGGAGGAGAAGUGGCAGAGGUAGAGAGGAGAUGGCUGGAGGAGGCGGACGCGGAGGUGGAGGAGAAGUGGCGGAGGUGGGGAGGAAAGAGGGAGAGGAAAUGGCGGGAGGAGGGUGGAGGCAGAGGAGAGGCGGAGGAGAAGUGGCCGAGGUGGGGAGGAAAGAGGGAGAGGAAAUGGUGGGAGGAGGGCAGAGGCAGAGGAGAAGUGGUGGAGCGGAGAGGAAAGAGAGAGAGGAGAUGGCGGGAGGAGGAGGACGGGGAGGUGGGCCGAGGCCGAGGGGAGAUUGGCGAUCCCAAUGGCGGGAGGGAGGGAGGGAGGCGGAGGCCGAGGGGAGGUGGGCGUGCACCGUUUUUUUUUUUUUUUUUAAGGCGGAACGGGAACGGAUGCCAGAUUGGAGAGGUGGCGGAGGCGGAAAGGAGAUGGUGGGAGGAGAUGUCGGGAGGAGAUGGCGGGAGGAGAUUGGCGAUCCCAAUGGCGGGAGGGAGGUCGACGGAGGGCGAGGGGAGGUGGGCGCGCACCCUUUUUAUUUUUUUAAAGGAGGGCAGCAGGAUGGAGGGUGUGCGGGCAGCGGAAUGGAGGCCAGAGCGGAGGUGGGCGGAGGCGGGGGAGAGGUGGCGGAGGCGGAAAGGAGAUGGUGGGAGAAGAUGGCGGGAGGAGGCGGAUGGGAGGUGGCGGAGGCAGAGAAGUGGCGGAGGCGGGGAGGAAAGAGGGAGAGGAGAUGGUGGGAGGAGGCGGAUGGGAGGUGGGCGGAGGCGGAGGAGAGGUGACGGAGGCAGAAAGGAGAUGGUGGGAGGAGAUGGCAGGAGGAGGCGGACGGGAGGUGGCGGAGGCGGAGAGGAGAUGGUGGGAGGAGGCAGGCGGGAGGUGGAGGAGAAGUGGUGGAGGCAGAGGAGAAGUGGUGGAGGCGGGGAGGAAAGAGGAGAGGAGAUGGCGGGGGGAGGCGGACGGGCGGAGGCCGAGGGGAGAUUGGCAAUCCCAAUGGCGGGAGGGAGGUGGGUGGAGGCGGACAGGAGGUCGGUGGAGGCCGAGGGAUGGUGGGCGCGCACCAAUUUUUUUCGUUUUUUUUUAAAGGAGGGCAGCGAAACGGAAGCCAGAGCGGAGGUGGGCGGAGGCAGAGAGGAGAUGGCGGGAGGAGAUGGCAGGAGGAAGCGGACGGGAGGUGGGGGAGGCGGAAAGGAGAUGGCGGGAGGAGGUGGACGGAAGGUGGCCUUUCCAAAGCCCCCUGAUGGUGAAGCCGGCGAGGAUACCGUGGAGGCGAAGUAUGUCAGGGCUUCCAUCGAUUGGGUUAAUGGAGACUGGAGCAUAAGGACAGUGAAGGGUGGAACGGACAGAACGCCGUCUGGGAGACUGGUUCAGCUUCCGCUGGAGUCGAGACAGCUGCAGAAGACAACUGGAGGUUCAGGGUUUGGCGGUGAUUCCGAAGAAACUGGAAUGAGGACAAAGUAUAGCAGAAGAUUGAAAUCCCGAAAGUUCCACAAUGGGGUGUUCCAACAUGAGCCAUCAGACAGUGAGAACCCAGAAGGUUGGGCCACAAUGGAGGACCUGGCAAGGAAUCCACCACGCCGUUCUAAAGUGACGAAGCGCGUGGUUGACUGCUCGUCGUCUUCACGCUCGAAAUUCGUUGCCAAACAGAAAGGAGAAACACACGUGCAACCACAGCAGAGUACUGUGAGUGUAAUGACCAUUUCAGAUGACUUAGAGGGCAAGGACUCCAGGCUCAAGCCCAGGCCCUCUGGAGAUGAGGGGUCUCCUCAAGUCACAGGAUCUGAGCAGGAGUCGGAGCGAGCCGUGCGCGAGUGGCCAGUGCAUGAGGGAGGUGAAGUCCAGCAAGGAUCAAAGAACCACACUGGUAACCAAUCAAUAAAGCAAGCAUCCGCACAACUGGAUGCGACUGGUCUCCAAAGUGGCGAUCAAGCUGCUUUAGUAAGUGUGCCAAGACCAUCUGGAGACGAAAGGUCUCUUCAGACUUGGUCUGCACAUUGUCCGCCUGACUCUGAAGAACGAGGAAGUCAGCUAUAUGCGCCAAGGAGACCUGCAUCCUCACAAACCCGGGAGCUGGCCAACGGUGAGGGUGUUGGGGAGCAGCAAGGAACUGAAAAGUCGAUUUCACUGAACGAAAGUCGAGCCAGUCGCAAGCAACUUGGGGCUAAAGACGAUGCUGAAUUAAUCCCAUUGGACAUAAAGAAAGAACCCGAAUGUUCCCCUGUAACUCCUACAGUUGGCCCUGCAAGCCAUUCUGGAAGUGGUGUCAUGUGUGGGGCUGGGGAUACUGUCAGAGAUUGGGGUCUGGUGGAGGACCAGACAAGGGUAUGUAAGACUGGAGAGCGGCCGUGGACAGGGAUCGCAUCGAGAGAGUUCAGAACUGAAGGCAGAGGUUCUCUCUGCAGUCAUUCUGUGGAUACGAGCUCGUACACUGCAGGUCUGGAUAAGGUAUCAGGCAAAGGUAACGAGAAGUUGAUCGACGAUGUGCUCCAGAGGUCUUCCCGAGGCCACCAUCACGACGAGCAUGGUAAGGAAGAUGUAACUGAAGCCACAUCAGGGGCACUGAGGGGAGCGAUGGAAAUCAAUGCUGCUGAAACGCUUGGUAAAGAUACUGCCUUUAGACAGGGAAGUUCCCGACAGGAAUUCCUUGAAAAAGAACAGACGCAAAUCCACGUUGAAGAGGACUUCUGCGUGACGAGCAGUGUCGCCCGCGCAAGGGCACGGGAUGAGGAUGAUGACUGUCUCACUGCAGUGGAUUUCAAUGUGUUUCAGAAGACGACUGAACAUGGAGCUAAUGGCAUACAUAACGAAAAGCUCUCUGGGCCAAUAGCUCACAUCCGCAGGGAAAUCAGGCCCUCAAGGAAGGGCCUUUCAGUUGGGGCAGCUGGAAUUGGCGGUACAAAGAGGAGCCGUCAAGUUGUUGCAGGAAGGGAUGGGAACACAUCAGCAGGCAUGCUGGAAAAAGAUGAAUACUUCCAGAAAGGGGGUGAUGCGGUUGUGAGCGCAGGAGUUGCAAAGGUAAACAGGAACCAUGGGCCAUCCGCUCGGAUGGGAAGAGGUUCGUCUAGCCGAAGAGAGAAGGGGUACUCUUCGCCGAAACCACCUGGGAGAAGAUACAGACGAAAACACUUUUUCAGCCGGUUUUGGCUUGCUUCAGAACAGCGAGAGCUGUGCUUGGGGCCAUUUGUCAAUCAGGCGGCUGCACAACAUGCGUUCGAGGCACUCUCCAAGUGCGCUGGCUUUAUUGGCUCUGAUAGCAUUGAAAACAUGUCGGAACGCCGAUGUGGUGUUUUCUACCGCCUUUUCGAUGGAGGAACUACAUACGUUGGUUCAGAAAAGGUAGUAGUUCCGGAAGAGGAAAAGGUGGUGGUGGAUGGGAGGCGUGUGGCCCAUAACAAUACCCCCGCAGAGCUGCUGAAUGGUGGCGAGGCAGUCGAGCACAUGAAGGGGGAUGACAUUUCAAAGCUUACUCGGUGGGAAAGGAUCCUCCAAGUGACAGAAAAAGCCGCAAAUUCACCAUCUUCAAAUGGCGACAGGAUGGAACGGGACAAGGUUGUCCCCUCUAGCUUGGACCUCAAUGUCCCAAGCCUCGAAAUGACAGCCAACGCACGUUGUGAUGGAUUUGAAGAGAAACAGGACUGGAACGCUGCCCAUGGGAAGCAUCAGGCAAGUACCGAAGGCAGGACUAGUGCAGCAUUGAGAGGUGCUGAGGUGCAGACAGAGGCAGUGGCAGGAAGACGGUCCAGCGGGAUGGAGUUAGCAGCGAGCACCAUGGGGGAUAAGCUCCAUAUUAAUGAUGGGCUUUCCAGUAAUGAUGUCUUGACUGGUGAGUAUCCAGCGAAUACCUCCCAGAUCAGGAGGUUUCAGGUCAAGGAGCGGAGGAAGGGGGAAGCUAUGUGUCAAACAAGACUUGCAGAAACGCAGGGGGCAACCAGAGACUCGGAGCAGGUACAGGCUAGUGAUGGGGUCGACACCCUAUUGUUUGCCGGCAGGGAGCAAGCCGUUAGCAUUGAAAAGACAGGCGGGGUGCUGGCGGAGAUGGAUGGCAACCUGGUGGAGGCAGGGAAUGAGGGAGAAGGAGGCCACCCAAGAGGUGCAGAGGAACUUGAUGAUGAUAGAAGAUGCACUAGGAAAAGGCACCAAGGUUCUUCGGGGGGGAAUGCUGAGAAGUACAGUGUUCCAGAGGACCAGCUAGUGUGGAAAGUAUGCUCAGGAAGGAAGAGGUUUGCGCAUGUGAUUUCCUACAGAGGAGUGUAUAUGCACAAAGAUGGUUGGUUUUACUACCGGAGUAGAGUCCACGGGGGGUCCCGUAUCCGCUACGGGCGGUACUCGACCGCAGAGGAGGCGGCACAUGGUUACGAUGAGCAUGUGAAAAAGUUUCAUGGAAAGAGUGUGCUGAAUUUCCCAGAGGGUAAGAAGAGAUCAAUGAAUGCAAGGAGCCCAGGGCCCAAGCAUGCGAAGGACUGGCAGGUGGAAGGGGCCAUGAUUACAGGGCGAAUAGGAAAGCCACUGGGAAAGCCAAUGGUUGGGGCCGGAGAGGAAGGACCCAGUCUGUCAAGGCUAUCAAGCAGAAGGGGCAAGGGAAUGCGGAAGCACGUGGACGAGCUUGAAGAGGAGGUUGGCCUGGCAGCAUCUGCAAUGAAUGCCAAAGAAGUUGGGCGGAGAAAGAAGUGGAGGGGAGCAGGUGUUCAUGCAGUGAAAGGCGGGAUGGACAGAGGGAGCCCUAGUCUGGAUGUUUAUCCUGAAGUUUCGAUAUCGGCUGAAGCAGUGCGAAGAGCGAUUGCAAAAGGAGGGAAAGAGGGCCAAGGGGCUGAUGAAGCACUGAACAAGUUGCUUAGGUCGUUACUUACGGAGGUGGCUCUGAAGGAUGGUAGGAGGGUUGUAGGAAAGGAUAACGGGAGCAUGGAAGUGGAUGGUGGUGGUACAAUGCUAAGCGGCGAUGGACUUACUGCAGGUGACAGGUCAGACCUGCUGAGGCAACGUGAAGGCCUACUGCUCCAGAAAGCAGGUGCGCUUGGAAAAGAGAAGGCAGUACCGGGCACUGAGUUACAGCCAGUGCUUUUGGGAUGUGCUGGAGAAAAGAAGGCGGGAGAAAAACCACGGCGUGGUGGCCGGAGGAAGUUCAAGGGUUGGGGACGAAAAGGCAAGAGGUGUGGACCAAAGAAGAAAGCCUCAGAUCUGCAGGGUUCAGACGAUUUGGCAGAGGUAUCUGGACAUAUGGAAAGCACUUCAAAGGUAGUGCAGAGGUUGGAGCAUUAUGGAGAGAACAUGACCAGACAUGCAUCACCGAACUCCCCACGGGAAGAAGCAGCUCUUCGAGCAACUGCAAAUGCCAACAACGUCCAAAUGGUGGCUGAAGCAGCUGCGGCACGGACUAACCAUGAUAACCAGGCAACAGCGGAGGGGCCUGUGCCUGCUGCUGCGACACAGGAUGCUUAUCAACGGCAGGAAUUGCAGGAUGAGGGUCAGGCAGCAGCAGCACUUCUUCAAGCUGGGGGGAGAUCGGUGUAUGAUGAUGAUCAACGAGUAAAAAGGAGGUGUGCGCGUGCUCGUUUUACGUCAAAUAUUCCUUGUGUGUGGGACACUCCUGUUCGGAAGGACUUUUUCAAUCCAUUCAAGGGAUGCACUCCCGGUGGAAUGCCUCCAGGCAGCGGAUGCACGCUUGACCGGGUCGGCAGCCCAUUGAUAGGAGAGUCAUCAAUCAUUCAGAGGAUAAUCGAUGACGAAUGCAGAGGUGUUCCUGCACUGGGAGGGGAAGGCUCGACGGUGCCAAGGGCACCUCCUUGUCAGAUGGGCCUGUCUGAAGCAGGGGGUCGUUUCUCGCAGGAGAAAACUGAGGGUGGCGAUGGCAUGUUCUCCCCCCAAACCCCUUGGUUUUCAAAUCCAGUGUUUCCGAAAUCGUCGUUUCCAUCCCACUCUGAUAAGUCGUCUCCUAUGCAUGCCUCGGAUGGAAUGGAAAAUCGUGACACCAUACCCUGGCCACGCCACCACAGUUCAAGCUUGACAGAGGUAGCAGCCAACCCCCUCUUGGAUCCUGAUACAGCUGCUGCUGGACCAGGCACCCCCUCGCCACCUGUUGAGACAGUUGUGCAGGUUGACAGUGCUUCCGAUAGCAUGGUGACAAGUCGGGUGGACUGCGCUUUGGCUCAAGGAUCUGAUGUGGGUGUGCGGGCUUUGCAGUCACAGCCGUUUAUCCCCCGGAUGUUUCAGCAAAUGUCCUCGGACGUGCCCAGAAGAAUCACCAGCGAUAUGUCCAGGAUGGGUGAAAGGGGUAGAGCAGGCGAACUCACAGAAGGAACUACAGAUGACAACAUGAGAAGAGGCUCAGAAGAGAUGUGGAAUGUGAACAUUUACUAUGAUGGGAUAAAGAAGCAUAGUACUGGCUGGUUUAAUGAUUACUCAAAUGCGUUGGACGCGAGGGAUGCAAUGAUUGACAGGAUUCGGAAGAUGGGUGACGAAGAGCUGGGAACAGCUGUGCAGGGCAGCCCUGCAACAGCUUCAGGCAGUAAAAAUGAAGCUAAGGGGGCCGAAAGAUCUGGCGAAAUGACUAACCAUCAAACUAUUGAGUGGGAAUUAGUCGAUUCAGCUGGCAACAUAGUAUGUUGUGGAAGCGAGGAGCUGGAGUGGAAAGAGAAACCGACCCUUCCAUUCGAGAACGGGAGUGAUAGAAAAGCACCUGAGGGCAUUCAGCGAGGUCGUGCAGAGGUUGGAGAAGAGAUACCAGGAAAGCAGAAACAGGAAAUGGUUGUGGGGAGGGAUGACCUGUUGGGGAAUCCGGUAGAAGUGGCGAGGGAAGCAGGACCAGAGGACCAAGAAGUGCAAGAGGGGACGGCACUUGGAGAAAGGAUGGAGGGGAAAAGGAUGGAGGUUGGAGGAGGAGGUAAUCAAGAAGUGGGGCAACUUGAACGACAGGAACGAUGGGAGGACGGCAGGGAAGGCGUGGUGGAGGGAGGAGAAGUGAAUGAGAGAUACAGGACUGUGGAGGGAGAGCCUCUCAAGAAGCAAGGAAUGCAUGGUGGAGGGGCAGAGAUGCAACCGCAGCCUUUGGACGAGGUAAGACAUGGAGAAAGGGUAGAGAAAUGGAAGGGGAUAGAGAGGGCAGGGGAAGAGGCGAGGGACGGUAAGCAAUGUGAAGAGAGGAACUGCGCUGGGAAGGUAGAAAGGCAAACAGAGGGAGAUGCGCAGUGCCCACAGGAUUCUGGGAGAAUGCAGAGGAGGAAAGGAGUUGAUCCCGUGGACAGGCAAGCACAGAGUGAGAAAACAGAGGCGGGUGAAGAGGAGUUCAAGGGGGCGAAAAGUGAUGGACGGGGAGAAAGAGUAGUACUCGAUGGGGAACGAGAGGAGAAAAUCCAGGAACGAAUCGAGGGAAGAAAGUUGGCACGAGGAGAUGGCAAAGAAGAUGCUGACAGACGUCCAGAAAAUGAUGCAGAGGUCAGAACGGAAGGAUUGAGAGGCGGGCAGGAGGGUAAUGAACCUUCAUGGAAGGGGAUUGCCGGUCGGAACGAUGGCUGGCUGAGGAGAAAAGAUGGUGGACAAGGACAGGACGAGGGGUGUGAUGCCGUGGCCCUUCAAGACAGCAGAGGUCAUUUUGGAUUAGUCGAGGCUACUCAGGAUGGAUGGCGGAUGAGAGACGGACGGAUGCACGAGGAUAUGGGCGGUCUGGAGGGGCUUCAAGACCGGGGAGGCAGUCUUAUACCCCCUGCUGAUGCGAGCAAAGGAUGGCUGAGGAAAGACGGGCAAAGGAAUGAGCAAAUGAGUCAUCUGGAGGGGAUUCAAAGCAGCCUUUCCAAUCUCAGACCAGCUGGUUGUUAUCAGUAUCCAGAGGUGUGCCCAGAUGCUGGCCUUGGUGAAGAUCAAAGAGGCCAAAUUGAUGUGAAGCCUGGUUUGAAUAGAGGAAAAUGCUCAGAUCACAAUCUUCCGUCCAUGUUGGUUGAUUCAGUUGGGUCAUGUUUAGUGCCUGACGAGGGCCGGACUCGGCAAGGGAACCGUGAUGACAGCCUACUUCCUCUCACAGAGAAGGGUGGAAGGAGAAAAGGCCAUAUUCCUGCAAAGCAUCGCAGGGCUCUCUGAGGUCGAUCUUGUGACAGGUGAUGCUGAACCCCAUAUUUAUCGCUGAGCAAGUGCGAUACUUGUUUUUGUCCACCCCUCUGCUGGUCUCUUGGUUCCGAUCAAAGCUUGAAAGCGUACUGUGAAAGGUCUCAGCGCCCACACGCCGCCUUCCAAUGUGCAAAUCGUCUCUUGUGCACCUGGUAUAGCGCCACACGUUUGGGCGCUUGCGCCUCACAAAAUCAGAAGCAGCCUCUGCUUCCGUCUUUUGUGUGUUGUGAGCUGAGCCGCAGUGGGCUAUUUUGACUGGUUGGUUUUGUCAGUAUGUGCGUCGGACAUUCAUUCAGUUAGCAGGUCGCUGCAAUUGUUUUCUUCCAGCAGGAAGUUGCUGUGGCAUUUCCUGUUGUUAUUCACGAAGUCUUUCCAACAUCAGAUUUUGUGUUAUGCCGUUUUUUCUUCUGCCGGUUCUUGCAGUAGACAAAUUCCUGAUGAAGUCGAAGGCACAUGACUAUGAAUUACCUGAGUCGCAGCACAGUGCUUCGCAAGCUUGAUAGAAUUGGCAGGUGGUUGGCGGGCUGUGGAAAUCAGCUGAGCUUCUCAUUCUUUCGUUGAAGUUUAAGGGCCAAGCAGACGGUGGUUCAUGGUGUCCUUCAAGCUUUUGCGGCAGUUGUUUUCCUGUUCAUCCAAGUUCUCUGCCAGUUGACGAGCAAAAUGGGAUUUCUUCCGUGUGUGGACUCAGAUCCUGUGGUGUUCCCAUUUGAGUGACGCACCGCAGAAGCUCGGUACGUCUUCACUUGAUCCUUCCAGCCUCGAUGGGCUGCAGAUGUUGUUUGGGUUUUGCUGACUGUGUCCAUACACAUGAAAACUCACCAGAAUAGGAAAACGUCCGGAGUGUGGGUGGUAAGCGUAGACGGACGGAGGGAGGGAGGCGAACCCCUCACAGACUGAUGCCAACGUCUUUUUCUUGCGUAUCGAGCCACUGUAGCAGUGUCGUUUUUUUUAUUAGGUUUUUGUGUUCAUCUGUUAUAUUGCCAGCAGUUGAUACAGUUCAUGUAUCUGGUGUUCAAUUACCAGCACCUCCUGUCCUCUGGUCAUGUUUAGUUUCAUGCCAAUCUGGAUUCUACACACACGGUCGCAGUCAGAGCUGUUUGCAAGCUUGCCAAAUGGAAACACCAAGGCGCACCUGUCCUCUGGUCAUGCCUGGUUUCUUGCUUAUCUUGUCUUGAUUUUGCACACUGGGUCACAGUAAUAGAUGUUUCCGAGCUCAAGAAAAGGAAACACCGAGGUGGAUCUGCACGACAUCGUCCGAGUGAGAGAAUGCCCACCUUCACGGCAAUCAUUCAGACUGGUAUCGCAUUGAGAAGCGCCCAGUUGACUGCUAGCAAAUGUAGUGAGAGAAAGGACACAGUCGUCAUCGUGGUGGUGGCCGGAAAAGAAAGGACCGAGUUAUAGAAGCUUCCUUAAGGGCCAAGCUCAUGUUAUAUAUCUUCUUGAGUGACUGCUAAUGUGAAUUGAUUUGGUGGGUCACUGUGGCACCCAUGUAUGUAGAUUGACCAUUGGUUUGAACUGGGGUUCCCUCAGGGUUUCAUGGAGAUGGUGUACAUGCCUGAUGCACAUUGAAAGCGCUCAGCCACUGUUCAACAUUAGGAGGCCUCCAUCUAUUGCUGUGUCGGGUCAGAACUGAAGCUCUAUGUGCACGGUAUCCUUCUUGGAGUGUGGAGUCGAUCCGUCUGCAACAUGUGACACUACUCCCAAGGGGCAAGGUACGUAACGAAUGUGCUUGUUCAUCAAGAGUAACCAUCUUGUACGAGCUGGCUGUAAUUAAACUUGAAGAGAAGAAGUCCGUCAUUGUGAUAUAUGUACGAUGGUCAUACGGAGCCGAGCAAGCCUCUCAUUCUGCACAGCAACACUCUCCUCCUGCCUAAGGAAGGAAUUUUGCGCUGUCCAUUCAUUGCCAUCCUUGUAAGAUGGUAGGUAGUCAUGCCCAGAGGCUAUGUACAUCUUGUAGCUAGCGGAAUAGAAUUAGUGGAUCCACACCAGGUCACAUCAGAGGCGAAGAGGGGAUCGCACAUCCUUCAGCGCACUAAGGAAAUGUCGCCUGGUAGUUGGAGAUUCUGAGCGGGAAGUAGGAUGCAGCCGGAAACUGUUGAAGCGGAAUGAGGUUUUGCAUGUAAAGUGGAGUGGAUUUUUUCUCCUUUUCAGAACCUUUCCUUGGAGCUGGUGUUUUGAUCACCAAGUCAGGUGAUCAAAACCCCGCGAAUCGAGCUGGACGUCAUGAAGCGGUAUGGAUUCUCCCUUCGAGCACCUUUCCUUGGAUCUGUUUCGGUCAUCAGGACAGUUGAUCAAUAACCUGCACAUCCAGUUGCACGUCAAGCAGGGUGGAUUUUUUCACUUUUCCAGCGCCUUUCCUUGGAGCUGUUUUGAUCAUCAGGACAGGUGAUCGAAACCUUGCAGAUCGCGUUGCACGUAAAGCAGGGUUGAUUAUCUUACCCUCUUUGCCUGUCCCUGGAGCUGUUUUGAUCAUUGAAAAAGACAGGUGUGUAAGGCCUGCGUCUUCUUCCUCUGCGUUUGUGUACUCCCAAGUGAUCCAUGAUGGGAAGUACCAGACACAAGUACCAGAGGAAAGAACCAGUGGAGAGUGUCAGAGGGGAAGGUCCCAGGGGAAAGUACCAGAGGAAAGUACCAGAGGAAAGUACCAGGGGAAAGUACCCAGGGAACGGUGUAUUACAAGAUGGUGCCAAAGGAAUGGAUGGCAACAUUUUUCUUUUGUGAUUGAAAGUUUGACUCCAUUGUGUGCGUUGUGAUGUUGUUGACUGGUGGAUCCUGAAGGCGGAGAGCAUGUGGCUGUUGGCUCUUCUUUUGCUUUUCUUUUUUUUCUUUUUUUCCCCCCCAAAAGGGGGUAGGUAACCAACCCCUAACUAAGGUUAUUGUAUCCACGA